Helianthus annuus (common sunflower) is the source of this 707-nucleotide messenger RNA. Its product is annotated as peptide methionine sulfoxide reductase B5. The transcript has 4 exons. Lineage: Eukaryota; Viridiplantae; Streptophyta; Magnoliopsida; Asterales; Asteraceae. The record is from RefSeq and is a predicted model, not a curated record. Gene Ontology annotation, molecular function: peptide-methionine (R)-S-oxide reductase activity. Gene Ontology annotation, biological process: response to oxidative stress; protein repair. Bases 152 to 562 code for a protein of 136 amino acids.
GGUUCCCGAAAAUGCAUCCAGGUUCCAUCUGUACGUCCAGGUUCAUCUUCUUUGUAGAUAAUUUAUAUUCUAAUACAUCGUUUCGAUCGACCUCCGAUAAACCAUCAAAUCUUAAACUAAGGUUGUCUCGGUCGGAUCUUAGUUGUGAAUUAUGAGUUCCGUUGUGAAAUCAGAGGAGGAAUGGCGUGCAGUUCUUUCUCCUGAACAAUUCCGCAUCCUUCGAAACAAAGGAACUGAGCCAAAAGGCACUGGUGAAUACAACAAGUUUUUUGGUGAUGGGGUAUACACUUGUGCUGGUUGUGGAACACCACUUUAUAAAUCAACCACCAAGUUCAACUCGGGGUGUGGUUGGCCUGCUUUCUAUGAAGGUCUACCCGGAGCAAUCACCCGCACUGCCGACCCGGAUGGAAGGAGGACCGAAAUUACUUGCACUGCUUGUGGAGGACACUUAGGCCAUGUGUUUAAAGGUGAGGGUUUCAAGACACCUACAGAUGAAAGGCAUUGUGUUAACAGUAUCUCCAUCAAGUUUACUUCUGAAGGCACUUCUUCAGCUUCUCUUUGAUACGUUCUUAUCCGCAUUGUCGUGACUGUGAGACAACAAGUAAUAAUUUCUAGCCUUUGAAUUGGUUGUGCUUUUGUAUGAUGAAAUUCUUGGAUUGUAUUUUAUCGCUAGUGAUUGAUGUCUUCAAUAAACAAAAUCCUAAACC